GUGCAUUACCCUCCGCGACGCCACCUCGUCUCGUUCUCAUCGGAGCAUAGGAGCAACUCCGAUGGGGGAGGGUUAGGGGUUAGUGGAGGAGAUGACUUCUCUCUUCUUCCUGUUGGAUUUCUCAAACCCUAACCAUGGCCCUCGCCAGCCCUAAUUCCUUUCUCUCCAAGCCCCCAUCCACACCUCUUCUCCGCUUCUCUUCCCACUCCCUCCUGCGCUGCCGCGCCGCGGCGGACGCCUCCGACGCCGCUGCCACCUCAUCGGACUGGUUCCGACCCCGGCGCGACCCGCCUGAUGGAGGAAGAAUGGCCGCUCGGGACCCCGGGAUUCGGGUUAACGCCAAGGAGGAGAGCAAGAGCCAGAACAACGACGGCAAGAAGAAGAAGAAGAAGUGGUGGUGGUGGUCUCGGGACAGGGAGAGCUACCUGGCCGACGAUUCCGACGCCCUGCCGCUGCCGAUGACCUACCCGGAUUCGUCCCCUGUGUCGCAGCAGGAGAUCGACCGCCGGCUCCAAUGUGAUCCCGAUGUCCAGGAUUGUAAACCUAUGGUGUACGAAUGGACGGGGAAGUGUAGGAGUUGCCAGGGGACGGGGUUCGUUAGCUACUACAACAAAAAGGGGCGUGAGACGAUCUGCAAAUGCAUUCCUUGCCUUGGAAUCGGAUAUGUCCAGAAAAUAACAGCACGCGAGGACAUCGAUGUGAUGGAAGAUUUGGACAAUGUCCCAUACACAACUAAUUGGAUAGAUCAAGGUGGCUUUUCUUUGGGCAAGGGAAAGGUGAUCCCCCAUUGGUCCUUAAGAUGACAUGGGCAGUGCCUCCCAAACUUGUUUUGAACAUGCAAGGAUGUCAGGUACAUACACUCGUAGUAAGCAUUACUGCAUUAUCAUCCUUGUUUUUUGUUUUUCCUUUUUUCUUCUCAAACCUGAUAUCCUGAAGGAUUCUUCAAGCUAUCAUUUUUCUUUCCUUUCACAACUAAACUAGCUACUACCUGUAAACUAUCAUCGAUCAUUGUUCCUCCAAACCA
Molecule: messenger RNA, 1024 nt
Organism: Musa acuminata AAA Group (dessert banana)
Lineage: Eukaryota; Viridiplantae; Streptophyta; Magnoliopsida; Zingiberales; Musaceae
Product: protein disulfide-isomerase SCO2-like
Exons: 4
Coding region: 135-803 (222 amino acids)
Source: RefSeq, a predicted model, not a curated record